This is a messenger RNA of Aspergillus nomiae NRRL 13137, 591 nucleotides long. RefSeq names its product OPI10 family protein. Gene Ontology annotation, molecular function: nuclear import signal receptor activity. The coding region runs from base 1 to 591 and encodes 196 amino acids. The transcript has a single exon. The record is from RefSeq and is a predicted model, not a curated record. Gene Ontology annotation, cellular component: cytosol; nucleus. Lineage: Eukaryota; Fungi; Ascomycota; Eurotiomycetes; Eurotiales; Aspergillaceae. Gene Ontology annotation, biological process: protein import into nucleus.
AUGUUCUCCGUCAUAAUUCCAGGCAGACCCUGCCUCACAGACAUCGUCCCAGUCGACCCGCAACCCAAUGGCCAAGCCACCAAAUUCGCCUUCACAAUCCCCCUCACCCCGGACCUCUCCGACCUCGUCGUCUUCCUCCUCCCCGGCACCGUUCUGCCCCCAGACACAGCCGCCGCAAUCUACAUCCAGUUCCCCUCCGACCCCAACGGCUUCCGCUUCAUCGGCGCCCUCGCCAACGAAAAGCCCUCCGCCAUUAUCCCCACGUCUCCACCCCCAAACCUCCAACCGGGUAUGACAGCAACAUUGGGAAUCUCACUCGAGCCCAUCGCAACCGUCGCACCGCAGCUCGAGGCCCUGGAGGCCGAAAAGGGCGCCUCGGGCCAACUAGUGCGGCAGACGAGGCAGAUCACGACCAAGGUGCUCGCGCAGCGCAUUAUCGGGAAUGCAUUUAAUUUCCUGGCCAGCUUUGCCUCGAGUGACCAGGAUGCGGUGCCGUUGAAGGCGUUCCGCGAUUGGUGGUCGAAGUUUGAGAGGAAGGUGGAGAUGGACCCGUCGUUUCUGGAGAGGGAGGAUCCGAGUGCUAGUGGGUGA